Messenger RNA from Syzygium oleosum, 1650 nucleotides. RefSeq names its product UDP-glycosyltransferase 84B1-like. The transcript has a single exon. The coding region runs from base 145 to 1638 and encodes 497 amino acids. Gene Ontology annotation, molecular function: UDP-glycosyltransferase activity. NCBI's taxonomy places the organism in Eukaryota, Viridiplantae, Streptophyta, Magnoliopsida, Myrtales, Myrtaceae. The record is from RefSeq and is a predicted model, not a curated record.
CCCAUCAAAUCUUCCUCCAUAUUCUCCUUCUUUAGAACCCUCUCUCUCUCUCUCUCUCUCUCUCUCUCUCUCUCUCUCUCUCUCUCUCCUUUUUCCACUUGUACGUGUGUGCGUCGGCAGGCGGGUACGCGGCGGUUGUUGUUCAUGGCUCAGGCAGCGGAGAAGCAAGAAGAGAACCAUGUCCUUUUGGUGGCCUCCUCCGCUCAAGGCAAUGUCAACCCAAUGGUAAGGCUUGGCAAGCGUCUCGCUGCCAAAGGCAUUCAUGUCGCCCUUGCCACCACCGAGGUCACCUACUACCGCAUUCUUAAGUCCUCUGGUGCCAGUGCCACUGACCUUGUCUCCGGCAUCAAGCUCCUGUGCUACUCUGAUGGCCUGAGCCUCGACUACGACCGGGUGUCUAACCUCAACGUCUACAUGGACAGCCUAGGUAAACAUGGACCUAGCAAUCUGUCGACUCUAAUCAAAGAACAUUACACGAGUCCAAAGAAGCUCUUAUGCCUAAUCACGAAUCCUUUUGUGCCAUGGGUGUCCGAUGUAGCCACCGAGUACGACAUCCCUUGUGCUAUGUUGUGGAUUCAACCGUGCGCGUUGUACGCAAUAUACUAUCGCUUCUUCAAUAAGCUCAGCGCCUUCCCAACCCUGACGGACCCUGGUAUUGUUGUGGAACUACCGGGUUUACCUUCCAUGGAGAUGGAGGACUUGCCAUCCUUUGUGCUUCCCAACAACCCAUUCGGUAGCUUCUCGAAGUUAUUAUCUCAACUAUUCCAAGGCAUGGAGAAAUUCAAGUGGGUUUUAGGAAAUUCUUUCUAUGAGCUUGAGAAACACGCAAUAGACUCCAUGUGCGAGCUUUUUCCAAUAAGGGUGAUUGGUCCACUAGUCCCUCCAACGUUGCUAGGCCAAGAUCAAAAGCUUGACGUUGCAAGUGUGGGUAUGUGGAAAUCAGAUGAGACUUGCAUGGAAUGGUUGAACGAACAACCUCCUUGCUCAGUUAUCUAUUUAUCCUUUGGGAGCAUCGUUGUGUUACCGGCUAAGCAAAUGGAAGCCAUAGCCACAGCUUUAAAGAAUGCCAAGCGCCCGUUUCUUUGGGUGGUGAAGCCAACUGAGUUCCCAAAGUCCGAUGGCGUGGGGCAACUUCCAUUAGGCUUUCUCGAAGAAACAAAAGACCAAGGUCAAGUCGUGGGUUGGUCUCCUCAAACUAAGGUUUUGUCGCACCCGGCUAUCGCAUGUUUCAUCACUCACUGUGGAUGGAAUUCUCUGCUUGAGACUAUAUGUGCGGGCAUCCCUCUCAUAGCUUACCCACAGUGGACAGACCAGCCGGCCAACGCAAAGCUUAUUGCCGAUGUCUUUAAGAUUGGCGUGAGGAUCAAGAAGGAGGUUGAUGGAAACAUAAGCAGUGAAGUGAUUGAGAAAUGCAUUGAAGAUGUCAUGAUUGGACCAGUGGCUGAGCAAUUGAGAAAAAACGCGAUGGCACUAAAGGCCAAGGCUCGGCAGGCGGUGGCAGCAGGUGGAUCAUCCGAUGAGAAUAUGCAGCUCUUCAUGGAGGAAAUUUUCGGCUAUUCUUGCCAGAAAGAUGAUUCACCAAACGUGGGAAAUUUGAGCCAUGAAGGACAAGAUAAGGUUACUGAUGGUGGUGUGUAGAGAAACGUAUUU